UCCAGUAUCCCCACCAUUUUGUUGUCGGUCAGGCCAAGGUAUCAAAGUCCCUGGUGAAGAAAUCGCUUCGGACAGUCUGCUUCUUCCUCGCAAAAAGAGCCAGUCUGCGAAAAUGAAGGUGUUACUUUUCGCCGCCAUCGCGGUAUUCUGCGUUCAGGCCGUUCUGAGCGUCGAUCUUCACGAGCACAACAAGGUUGUGUGCUACUGGAACAGCACAGCCUUUGAACGACAAGGGCCAGGCAAGUUCCAGCUGGAUGAUGUUCGCCCAGCGCUAUCCCUCUGCACCCACCUGAUCUACGGAUUCGCUGGCAUUAAAUCCGAGACGUACGAGGUUGUUCCGCUGAAUCCGAACCUGGACACCGGAGCUGGGUACUCGUACUACAAGCUCGCUACUCAGUUGAAGAAAUCGUUUCCAGAGCUGAAGGUGUACCUCAGUAUUGGUGGAAAUGCUGAUCCUGAUGAUGAGGUCCACAAGUAUCUCGUUCUUACGGAGACAUCAGAAGGCAGGUCUAAAUUCAUCAACUCCGUGAACCGCCUCUUCAACGACUACGACUUCGACGGAAUCGACCUGGCAUGGCAAUUCCCGCCAGUCAAAGUAAAGAAGGAGAGAGGGACCUUUGGAUCCAUAUGGCACAAAGUCAAGAAGACCUUCGGCUACGGUAAAUUCAAGGACGACAAGGAACAAGAGCACCGUGACGGUUUCACCAUCAUGGUCCGCGACCUGAAGGCGCAGCUCCGGCCAAGAAUGAAGGCCCUGACCGUCACCGUCCUUCCCCACGUCAACAACAGCGUUUACUUCGAUGCUAGAUUGUUGGCGCCUAAUAUCGAUGCUGUACAUCUGUUCACUUUCGAUCAGAAGACACCGGAACGCAAUCCACAGGAGGCUGAUUACCCUGCACCUAUUUAUGACAGCUACGGUCGCGUGCCGCAAGACAAUGUUGAUGUUCCUACCAGGUACUGGCUGGAGAACGGCACCCCCGGCUCCAAGAUCGUCGUGGGAAUCCCAACGUACGCCCGGACCUGGAAACUGACGGCGGACAGUCAGAUAUCAGGAGUGCCACCCCUGGUGACCGACGGUCCCGGAGCGGAAGGGCCGCACACCAACAUCCCAGGACUUCUCUCCUACCCUGAGGUGUGCGCCAGACUUACCGAGAGCGCUGUGGGUCGUUUGCGACGCGUGGGUGAUCCUUCGAAGAAGUACGGCAGCUACGCUUAUCAGCCCUAUGACGAAAGCACCGGUGCUGACGGCAUCUGGGUGGGUUACGAAGAUCCUGACACUGCUGGAAACAAGGCUGCUUACGUUAAGGCUAAGGGUCUGGGUGGUGUUGCCAUCUAUGAUCUCUCCUUGGAUGAUUUCCGUGGUGUCUGCACCGGAGACAAGUUCCCCAUUGUCAGGGGAGCCAAAUACAAACUGUAGAAUGUAACUGCGCCGGUGUGACUGAUCUUUAGGCGAGUUUAUUAUUCAGUUUCGAUUGAGAAGCUUGCUAGUUCCUUUUGUUCGACUUUUGGUACGACGGAAAAUAUGUUACCGUGUUUGUUGAUUGCAAGUGUGUUAUGCAACCGUGUAAAUUGUAUCGAUUAGCUUUUAUGUGUACUUGUAUCGAAUUUUUUAUAUUCCCGACAGGUCAAGUGCUUUAUCGAUCGACCGAGGGUGUAUCGCGAGCGUUGUAUCAAGAAUAAACGUUAUUUUUCAAAUUC
Megachile rotundata (alfalfa leafcutting bee) is the source of this 1698-nucleotide messenger RNA. RefSeq names its product Imaginal disc growth factor 4 (gene Idgf4). Gene Ontology annotation, biological process: carbohydrate metabolic process; chitin catabolic process. Lineage: Eukaryota; Metazoa; Arthropoda; Insecta; Hymenoptera; Megachilidae. Gene Ontology annotation, cellular component: extracellular region. The record is from RefSeq and is a predicted model, not a curated record. Gene Ontology annotation, molecular function: chitin binding; chitinase activity.